UGGCGCGCGGGACGGCUUGCAGCGGAGGCGGCUAAGUGCGCCCCCUUCUCCCCCUCCCCUCUUGACUGGCCACCUGGCCCCUCCUCCUUCAUUCAUCUCCGGCUGCCGGUGCCUUAUCCCCCGUCCUGGCCUGCGGUUGGUCUCCUUGGCUUCACAGCCAAUAGCGGCGAAGGUUGCGCAGGAGCCGCCGCCGCCGCCCGCUUUUGUUGGGCUGAGGAGAACGCGAGGGGUUCGGCCGCGCACCGGGAGGGGUGAGUGGACUGGCCGCCGGUGGCCGCCGGGGAGGCGGCUCGGAGGGAUUGAGCGAGGCUCUUCUGAAGAUGUGGCAGCUUGGCACCGGAUCCCUGUUCUUUCCCAUCCUUCUCGGACUGGUGGCAGUGUCUGCUGCUCCUGCUCCCGACAACACUGAUGAAGACGAGCAGCCCAGGGAGGAGGUUCUUCUGAGCUUUCCCAGAGAUGAAGCCAGUCUGAAUGAAAUGUUCCGUGAAGUAGAAGAGCUGAUGGAAGAUACUCAGUACAAGCUAAGGAAUGCCGUCAAAGAGAUGGAGGCAGAGGAAGAAGGUGUCAGAAGACUAACAGGAGUUGAUUUUGAGAAACUUCCUGCCAAUUACCACAAUGAAACCUCUAUAGAUACAAAAAGUGGAAAUAAAACCAUACAUAGCCACCAAGAAAUUGAUAAGGCAACGGAUAACAAAACGGGAUCUACCAGCUAUUCUGAAACAAUUAUUACAUCAAUACAAGAAGACGGGAGCAAGAGGAAUCAC
Messenger RNA from Pogona vitticeps (central bearded dragon), 764 nucleotides. The record is from RefSeq and is a predicted model, not a curated record. Lineage: Eukaryota; Metazoa; Chordata; Lepidosauria; Squamata; Agamidae.